Molecule: messenger RNA, 1782 nt
Organism: Uloborus diversus
Lineage: Eukaryota; Metazoa; Arthropoda; Arachnida; Araneae; Uloboridae
Gene: Wwox
Product: WW domain-containing oxidoreductase-like
Exons: 10
Coding region: 114-1364 (416 amino acids)
Molecular function (GO): protein binding
Source: RefSeq, a predicted model, not a curated record
AGGCACAUGAUUUGCAUAAAAAUGUAAACAAAUAAUAUACAACUUGAACUUGAUGCGGUAAAACAGUCGAUCUAUAAUGCAAAUCGAUGAGUACAACCUCUAGAAUUUAAAAAAUGGCUGCAUUCUUACCCGAUACCGACAGUGAAGAUGAAUUACCACCAGGAUGGGAAGAGCGUGCUACUUUAGAUGGAAAAGUGUAUUAUGCCAAUCAUCUUUCGAAAAGCACACAGUGGUCUCACCCAAGGACUGGAAAAAAGAAAAAGGUUUCUGGAGAACUGCCACAUGGCUGGGAGAAAAAAGUGGGAGAUGAUGGCCUUAUAUUUUAUGUUGAUCAUAUAAACAAAAAGACAACUUAUACAGAUCCCAGACUUGCAUUUGCAGUAGAAGAAAAAGAUUCACCCAGUGAUAUAAGACAAAGAUUUGAUGCAAGCACAAUGGCAUUGCAAAUAUUAUUUGGAAGAGAUCUUGGUGGGAAAAAAGCUAUAGUUACGGGAGCAAACUGCGGAAUAGGUUAUGAAACAGCCAGAGCUUUGGCAUACCAUGGCUGUGAAGUGUACUUUGCUUGUAGAGAUCAGGUUAAAGCAAAAGAAGCCAUUGACAGAAUAUGUAAAGAACGGCCUAAUUCUAACCUGCACUUUUUGCCACUGGAUUUGGCAAGUUUGGCAAGCGUAUCAGAAUGUUGUAGAAAGUUUGAGGAAGAGAAAAAACCUUUACAUAUGUUAAUUUUGAAUGCUGGUGUCUUUGCCCUUCCACAUUCUUUAACGGAGGAUGGUUUUGAAACUACAUUCCAAGUAAAUUAUUUAAGCCAUUUCUACAUGGUCAAGUUGCUGACGCCUAAACUUAUUGAAUCAGCACCUUGUAGAGUUGUAGUUCUCUCAUCAGAAAGUCACAGGUUUUCAACCAUUACCAAAGAUAAUAUUUCAGAAGAAUACCUAUCUCCCAGUACCAAUGCUAGAUUUGUGUCAAUGAUGGCAUAUAAUGAUAGUAAACUGUGCAAUCUCUUAUUUUCGAAUGAAUUGAAUCGUCGCUUGUCUGACAAAAAUGUUUUUUCAAAUGCUGUACAUCCUGGAAACUUAGUGAGUAGUUAUUUAUCAAGAAAUUGGUGGGUUUAUCGACUGCUAUUUGCACUGUUCAGGCCUUUUACCAAGUCUUUAGCUCAAGCAGCUGCUACGCCUGUAUAUUGUGCUGCUGCUCAUGAUCUUGAUGGCGUAGGAGGCAUGUACUUCAAUAACUGCUGUCGCUGCAAACCAUCCAGUGCUAGUGAUGACCCAGUCUUGGCCAAACGACUUUGGGAAAUUUCUGAGGCUAUGAUUGCUAGGGUGAUGGAAAAGAAAGAAGGUCCACCACUUCAAGAUCACAACUGAACAUUUUGAUUAUUUGAUACAAAGCAGGGAUGGAUUUCCACAUUUUCCUGUACUGGAACGCCAAUAGAAGUCUGGGUCAUGAUACAUUUGACAUAAAAGGGAAAUUUAUUGUUUCAGAAAAGCAGUACUGGAAUGGCGUUCCGGUACCAAAUCACCCUUGGCAUCAAGUGAACAUUUAUCGAGACUUAGUUUUUAAAAAGAAAGGAAGGAAAAUUGUUUCAAAAGAAUAAAAAAAAAUUCCAUCUUUUUAUGGAUAUAUGUAUAUAUUUUAUACCAAAAAAAAAAAAAAAAAAAUUGUUGAAUAUUCAUAUAUUGAAUAUAAUCAUCAAUAUUAUAUUGAUAAUAUUUCUCUAGUACUUUUAAAAAUACUUGAUACAUUCAUCACCAAAUUGUACCCCUCUGUGCAUAUUUGUACAUA